Messenger RNA from Talpa occidentalis (Iberian mole), 1749 nucleotides. It is a transcript of the gene ASMTL, whose product is annotated as acetylserotonin O-methyltransferase like. The record is from RefSeq and is a predicted model, not a curated record. Gene Ontology annotation, molecular function: O-methyltransferase activity; nucleoside triphosphate diphosphatase activity. The transcript has 13 exons. Lineage: Eukaryota; Metazoa; Chordata; Mammalia; Eulipotyphla; Talpidae. The coding region runs from base 4 to 1749 and encodes 581 amino acids.
GCCAUGGUGCUGAGCCCGGUGCUCCGCAAGCUGCAGGGCAAGCGCGUGGUGCUGGCCAGCGCCUCCCCGCGCCGCCGGGAGAUCCUCAGCAAUGCGGGCCUCAGGUUCGAGGUGGUGCCGUCCAGGUUCAAGGAAAGGCUCAGCAAGGCCUCCUUCCGCAGCCCCGACGCCUACGCCAUGGAGACCGCGCGGCAGAAGGCGCUGGAGGUGGCCGCGCGCAUGCACCAGAAAGACCUGCGGACCCCGGACGUGGUCAUCGGCGCCGACACCAUCGUGACGGUGGACGGGCUGAUCCUGGAGAAGCCGGUGGACAAGCAGGACGCUUACAGGAUGCUGUCCAGGCUGAGCGGCAAGGAGCACAGCGUGUUCACGGGCGUGGCCAUCGUCCACUGCUCCAGCAGAGACGGCCAGCUGGACACGGAGGUGUCCUCCUUCUUUGAGGAGACCCGGGUGUGCUUCUCCAAGCUGUCCGAGGCGCUGCUGUGGGAGUACAUCGACAGCGGGGAGCCCAUGGACAAGGCGGGCGGCUACGGCAUCCAGGCGCUGGGCGGCAUGUUGGUGGAGGCCGUGCGCGGCGACUUCCUCAACGUCGUGGGCUUCCCGCUCAACCGCUUCUGCAAGCAGCUGGCCCGGCUCUACCCGCCCGACGGCCCCGCGGGCGGCGGCUCUGCCCCUGCGCCCAGCGAGGGGGUCGGCGGCCUGGACGGAGCGGGGGCGCAGGACGCAGACUGCAACGGGGCGCCGGAGAGCCCGGGCGUCCACCCGAAGGACCUGCUGGAGCUCAUCGACGGCUUCAAGGCCUCCAAGGCCCUGUUCACGGCCUGCAGGAUGAAGGUGUUUGACUUACUAAGGGACGAAGCCCCCCUCAAGGCUGGGGCCAUCGCCGGCAAAAUCGACGCCUCCUUGGGCGGGACCCAGCGGCUGCUGGACGCCUGUGUGGCCCUGGGGGUGCUGGAGAAGACAGAGAGGGGCUACAGCAACGCGGCCCCCGCCCGCCUCUACCUGGUGUCGGACGCCGAGCGCUCCCUGCACAGCCUCGUCCUGCACCGCGACGCGCACGACUGGGCCCUCUUCACGCAGCUGGAGGCGGCCGUGCGCCAGGGCGCCUGCCAGGACCCGGGGGACGGCCCGUUCCAGGACCCCUCCCAACGCAGCCCGGAGACGCAGCUGCGCUUCCUGCAGGCCAUGCACAGCCUCGCCCAGCUGACCGCGCCCCAGGUGGCCACGGCCUUCGACCUGUCCCGCUUCACCUCGGCCUGCGACCUGGGAGGCGGCACGGGCGCCCUGGCCCACGCGCUGGCCCGCGCGUACCCGCGGCUGCAGGUGACGGUGCUCGACCUCCCCGAGGUGGUGCAAGAGGCCCCGCGCUUUCAGCCCAGCGGGGGCCCGGCCGGGCGCGUGCGCUUCGUGCCAGGGGACUUCUUCCAAGACGACCUCCCCGAGGCCGACCUGUAUGUCCUCAGCGGGGUCCUGCAGCACUGGCCGGACGAGCGCGCGCACCAGCUGCUGAGCCGCGUCGCGGGCCGCUGCCCCCCAGGCGCGGGCCUCCUGCUGGUGGAGACGGCGCUGGACACCGAGCAGCGCGCGGCGAGGCUGCGGACCCUGGACGUGCUGCUGCAGGCGCGGGGCGGGGCGCGCCCGCGGGCGGAGCUGGAGCGCCUGCUAAGGGCGCACGGCUUCGGGGACGUGCGCGCGGCUUCCGCGGGGGGCCUCCUGGACGUGCUCCUGGGCAUCCGAGCCUCCGCGUGA